AUGCCAAUCAAAUCAUUAGAGUCUUACUUGUUUGAGAGAUCUUUGGUGGGCUCCUAUUCCAUAGAGAGCUUAGCCAAUUGCACUCUAGGUAUUGAUGUUAACCACUAUGUGUCAAGGUUACUUACCAGCAAGAGGGAGCAGUACUUGGAUGCAAUUGGGGGUUUUCCCACUAGCUUAAAGCUGUACUUGGAAAGCGAUUUGAAAGUUUACAAUGAGUAUAAUAUCACCCCAAUUUUCAUUUUCAAUGGGUCGUUGACUCAUGAUCAAUUGGAGAAUGAAGGUUAUUUCUCAGCUGCGUCAAAGGAGUCUGCUAAAGCUGCAUCUAAUGGUGCGACAACUUCAGGUCCAAAUGCUGCGACUAACCCAACAAUGCGCUCAAACAAGGAGACUGUCCUGGCCCAGAGACAUAGAGCUUGGACUCAGUGGAACAACCUUGUUACCAGCAACCAAGAGUCAUACAUUGACCAACCAAUCCAGCCACAAGAACCAUUUAGAUAUACAACUACAAUCGAUCCAAAGGCAUAUCAAGCAGAUCUUAUUUCUUACUUUAUCGAACACGAUAUAAUGUACCAAGUUGCACCAUAUACUUCAUGGAUUCAACUUGCAUAUCUAUUUGAGAAUGAGUUCAUCGAUGCUAUUUACGGCCCAACAGACUGUCUAAUGCUUCCAAAGGUAGACAAGUUUAUCUUAGGUAUGGAAUUCCCAAAUAAAGAGUUUAGAUUUAUUGAAAAGUCAAGAGUCCUAAAGGAGUUUGGCAUUACUCAUGAGGAGUUAGUUGACAUUUCCAUGGCUGUUGGAAAUGACUUGCAACCAGUCACAUUACCUCCAUUGCAAAUCUAUCCUGUUCCACAACUUUUUGAUAUUGCUUUGGAAAUGGUUUUGAAUGCAGGGACAAAUUUCUACACAUAUGAAUUAACCAAUCCUAUCAAAUCCGAAAAAGAUCAAUAUUUGAUUAAAUAUCAAAAGGGCUACGCAGCCUUGAAGUUUAUGCCUGUCUUGAAAGCGAACGGUAGAGUGGAACUUUUGAGUGAGAAUGAGAAUUCUGAUGAAGCCCAAAAAGAAAAUUCGGCUACACACACUUCCCCAGGUGAAUCCGAUAAUGAAAAGAAGAAAAGUAUCCCCAGUGCUUCAUUUGAUGAUCCUGACGCAAUUCCUGCUGAUGUUCACGAUUUUAUUGCUCAAAGAUUGCCACAUGAGUAUUACUUUUACCGUUCCAUUGGUUUGGUUACAGGAAAGUUGUUUGAUGCGAUUACAACUGGAGUUUAUCCAGAAGAGCCACCAUUGGAUGGUGGCUCUUCCAAUUCAUACAGAAAGCUUGUCGAAAAAUCCGUUGAUGCCUUUAAGAAUCAAGAGGUAAACUUGCUUACUCAACCAAUUAACAGAUACUACCAGAUCAAACAAAUUAAACAUGUCAAAUGGUUUGCCCCAGAGGAAAGCGUUCAAUUGACCAAUAGAAUGACACCUUCAGCUUUUGAAAAAAUUAAUCGAAUAAUAGUGAAAACUGAUAGUGAAGCUCCAUUUUCACUACUAUCAUUUUUACAAUUGUUGUCAACUUCAGACAAUUUAGGUGACAAAUUUAUCUCAAAUGAAGUUAUUUUCCCUGCAUCAGUGAAUCAUGAAAAGAAACUACACAGCGCUUUUGAUUUGCUUGCGACAUGUUUUUUGAGAACAUUAGUUGUUCUAGGGUUCUUUGAUUGUAACAUAUCGAAGAAGGAAUUAACUCCAACAAAAUGGGGUGAGGUCUUGAUGAAAUUACCAGAACUACAGGUAUCCAAGGACUACAUCGAACCAAUUUUCAUUUUGAUGGUGUUCUUAAAACUAGAUGUGCUUGAACUAGGAAAAGAUACUGUACCAUCUACCACUUCAGCACUAUCUGAAGCCACACUAAGAUCGUAUCCAGAUGCUUCACAACAUAUUUUAAUAAUAGCCAGAAUCUUAACACUAUUCCAGAUUAAACAAAAGCCAUCUAACUACCAUGGUCCAAUAGAUAAGAAGACACUUGUUUUCAGAGAUCACCUGGCAUUUGUUAAAGAGAAUCUGAAUGAACUGUUUGAAGCAAUAACCGUUUCCUCAUUAACAUCUGGUGAAUUUGAUAGAUUAAACCUAGAUAAUUUUAACUGGAAAAAGUCUGUUGUGAGAAGUAUGCCAUUUAAACUAGACACACCAAAUACCAUAAUGGCUAUGAUGUGGGAGUUCUUUUUGCAAAAAUAUCUUCACAAUGGCAAUGCCAAAGCGGACGCGUUGUCAUUGGUGGCUACUGAUUUCAGUACUUACAAGUCCACUCCAGACCUUGAUGAAAAAUUCCAAGAAUCUUUAGAAUUCUUACAACAGGUUAAAGCAGUUGCAAAAGAACUGGCAAAUAACAAUCUAAUAAAAGCCUCUGAUGCAUCACUACUAUCAGCUGCUACAGAUUUUGCUAUAUCUGCUUAUUCAUCUUCCUAA
Molecule: messenger RNA, 2442 nt
Organism: Nakaseomyces glabratus
Lineage: Eukaryota; Fungi; Ascomycota; Saccharomycetes; Saccharomycetales; Saccharomycetaceae
Gene: MKT1
Product: Mkt1p
Cellular component (GO): nucleus
Molecular function (GO): nuclease activity; mRNA 3'-UTR binding
Source: RefSeq, a predicted model, not a curated record